Messenger RNA from Phragmites australis (common reed), 3855 nucleotides. RefSeq names its product protein LONGIFOLIA 2-like. The record is from RefSeq and is a predicted model, not a curated record. Gene Ontology annotation, biological process: regulation of monopolar cell growth. The coding region runs from base 815 to 3682 and encodes 955 amino acids. Lineage: Eukaryota; Viridiplantae; Streptophyta; Magnoliopsida; Poales; Poaceae. The transcript is spliced from 5 exons.
GCCGGGUGGGUUGGCUAGCUGCUGGAGCUCGGACACGGUGCACGGGCGUGCCGGCCGGCAGAAGGCUGGCGCGCUGGAGCAGGCGCGUAGAGGAUUGAAGUGCCUGGCCGGGCUCUCCUCGCCUCGCCUCUCCUCCGUUCCUUAAAACUCCUGUGCGCUGGGCGCUGCUUUCUGACAGGCAUCACAUGGCCGCGCGCACCAACACCCUCGCAAUGAUCAGCUCCUCACAUGGCCUUGUGAUGCAGCGGCCGAUGGAUGGAUGCAGGACCAGGGACACGCCUUGACCCACACAACACACCAUGCCGGUGCACCCCCCCCCCCCCCUCUCUCUUAUUUCAACCCCAUCACACACGCACCCAAGCUAGCCAGAGCCAGCCUCUCUUCUUUUCUUAAAUCCACAGGCCUCCCCUUCCCUCCUCACGAGAGCCUGCAUGGCGCAGCGAUGAUAACAUUCCUCUGAACUCGCUCAUCCCAGAGAGAGAGAGAGAGAGAGAGAGAGAGAGAGAGAGAGAGAGGAGAGCUCUGCUCCAACUUCUAUAUCUGAUUGGUAGAUAUGCUGCUUCUCGCAGCCUUGCUUGCGCUCUGAUUGGUUCUUCCUCUGGUUCCGAAGCUUCUCUUGCUCUGCUUUGUGCUGCACUGUGGCCUAGCUUUCGCUUGCACCUGAAGCAGCCUUGCUUGCGCUCUGAUUGGUUCUUCCUCUGGUUCUCUUGCUCUGCUUUGUGGUGCACCGUGGCCUAGCUUUCAGUUGCACUUGAAUGUGAUGUGGUGAUCUUCUUGGGCGUACUUCGUUCGGCGCCUGAUCGGAGCCUGAAAGAUGCCGGCGAGGAUGCGCGGCGCAUUCUCCGACGACAUGCCGGAGCUCGACCGGCAAAUGGGGUGCAUGGCCGGCAUAUUCCAGAUCUUCGACCGCCAGCGACUGAUCACUGGGAGUGGGAGGCGCGGCGGCCGGCAAGCGCAGAAGAGGCUGCCUCCACCUCCAGCUCCAGGCAAUUCUCUUACAAAGAGCAGCAACAAAGUUCCAGUUCAAAGUUCAAGUACCUCAAAGAUCAUUCUGGAGAAAACAUUCAGCAAAUGUACGACCGAGAACAGUAGCCUUUCAAUAGAAUCAUCAAGAGCUUCUUCUUCCUCCUCUUCAAGCUCAUCCUUCUCGUCACAUGAUGGCAACAAAUCGAUCCAACAGGAGCUUCCUUACAUCAACGAGGAGCUCUUUGUGCAGAGAUCACUGAAGAGCUCGCCAAGUUUUAAGGGAACUGACAUGAACACUAAGUCUGAACAUCCUAAUGUUGGUUUCAGACAAAUCGUGAAGGACUCUAUCAACCGGGACUCUGGAGGCCUAACUGUAAAAACCUCGGUGCAGGAGGGAAGGAGAAAUGGGCAGUACAAGGACUCACCAAGGCCACUGCUGCUCUCCAAAUCAAUGGAUGGAACCUAUGUUAUUGGUAUCGAUAGGACUAGGAGCACAAAGGUUCCUGCAAAUGUCACUGAAUCUAGCAGGUGUUUCCAGGAGCAGUCACGCUUCUCGUGUGAUGACCGAAAACUCCUGCGGCCAGCUGAAACCCAGGAAAGCAAGAGGCCUUCCACAAGGCUCAAGGAGCUUCCUAGAUUGUCUUUGGACAGCAGGAAAGAAUCUAUGAGUCCAAGCUCACGCCUGAAGAACUCAAGUUACAAGAGAACUGAUGAUACACUUCUAGAUGCUUUGAAGCCUCAAGACUCCCCGAGCCACAGGAGAGCCAACAGUGUCAUUGCCAAGCUGAUGGGGUUGGAAGAAGCAACAAUUGCUACCGGGGUGCUAAUUGCUGGUGACUAUGAGCCUUCAAGAUCACCGCGACCUGCGCAAGUCACUCAAAAUGAGCAGCCAUCACGUUCCCCAAGAAGCACUUGCCAGGAUUCCUGUGUGUUGCAGCUGAAGAACGAGUCUUCAGUACUCAAAACCAAGCCUUCCCCAAGAAUUCUUACUGAAGCAGCUCCUUGGAGGCAGCAGGAGAGAGGUGCCAGCAACAUCAAGGCACUGCAAUGUCGAGAAGCUGAAGUGAGGCCAAGAAAUGCGUCUGUCUAUGCUGAUAUAGAGAGGAGGCUCGGGGGUCUUGACUUCUUAGAGUGUAACAAGAACUUCAGAGCUCUCAGAAUACUUGGUUCAUUGCAUGCAAAGGAUGUUAAGCGGCAGAAUGACAACAAUGCUGGAUCAGUGGCUGUUCAGAGGACAGGAGAUGAUCCAACCACCAACUCCGGAAUCUUCCAGCCUCCCAUUGUGGUCAUGAAGCCUGCAAGAACCACAGGGAAGCCAGGGGUUUCACUUUCUUCGGUUGCUCCCAUUGCAGGUCUCAGAAGCCUCAGAAAGUUGCCGCCCAGAGAUCUACCUAUCACUGGCAAGAAUGAGAUCGGCACUAACGAGAAGAACCAUUCUCGGAUGGCAAGAGCUCAAACAAGGUCUGAAGAACCUGUCAGCAGUGCAAGCUCACCGAGGCCUACAGGCUCAUCAAGCCCCAGACUGGUGCAAAGGAAGGCAGAGUCUGAAAGAAGGUCUCGUCCACCGGUCUCACCAAAAUCUCCAAGUAAGAAGUCCAAUGAAGCUGCCUCCCCAAGAGGAAGAACAAGAUCAAAGCCUUCUCAAGUGAAGAGCCACCAUGACAACGAGAUCUUGCAGAGUACAGGAAGCAGAAUUAGCUUGGCGAAGCAAGUCGACAUCAGUAUUAUGGAUUGUCAAAAGCCUCUGAGUGUCAGCUCAUCGUUUGGUCAGCCAAGCAACACUGCUGCAACAUCAAGUCACAAGAGCCCUUCAGUUCUGACAUCAGACCAGAAUAGUCAUUCACUGGACAACAUCCCGAGCCCCGUCUCUGUCCUUGACACAUCCUUCUAUCAUAAAAGGAUCUCAGAUUCGUUCACAGAUGGCGAGACACAUUCUUCAGAUGAGUGCUGGAACCCAAACAGCGUGCCUGACACCCCACAGUCGAAGACGAGCAGUGAAGUCAACCAGAUUAAACCAGAAAACUUGGGAGCCCUCAUCCAGAAGCUUGAGCAGUUGCAAUCAUUGAAUGAUGAAGCUGCAAAAGCCAAAGAACUCAUGGCAUCAAGCACUGCAAACAAAGAUCACCAGUAUAUCUAUGAAAUACUCGUAGCAUCUGGUCUUCUACACAAAGAGCUUACAUUCGCAGCAAUCCCUGGCCAGCUCCGACCAUCCAGUUAUCCAAUCAAUCCGGAGCUCUUCAUCAUUCUUGAACAAACAAAGGCAGACUUUGUUUCAGGAAUUCAAGCUGUCAGUGCAGCUAAGAAAAGUACUAAGCCUUACACAGGAAAGCUUCACCGAAGACUUGUGUUUGACCUGGUAAACGAAAUCAUAGCUCAGAAGAUGAACAUCUGCGGGUUUGCAACUCGAUCAGUAAAGUUUCUUCAAUCAAGGAAGUUAAGUGGAUGGCAACUGUUCAAGGACUUGUGCACUGAGGUUGACAGGCUCAUAAAAUUCUCCGAAGAGGGUGAGGAUGAAAACAUGCACGCUGAGGAUGCACUCAAUGGAAUGGAAGACUGGAGGAGCUUUGACACUGAGCUAAAUGGCAUGGUUUUGGAUAUUGAAAGAUCCAUCUUCAAGGACCUUAUCGACGAGGUCGUAGGUGGUGAGGCUACAGAGAAGAUGCAAUUUGGACAAUGGAAGCUGCGGAGGCAGCUGUCUUUCAGUAGUAUAAACUGAAUAUGGUUGAUAGCUGUUGUUUCCAUUAAGAAUCUUAGCCAGUAGUAGAUGUAACCUUUUGUAUUUUGCUGAAGACUAAACUGUAGAAGGAAUAUAAAUGAUCCUCAACAGUAGUCUCGCUGCCAUCGACACUAGAUGAAGCAAGCAAAUGAAUAUAUGAUAUUCUUCAUAAA